AUGGGUGGUCGUGUGCACUCUGUAGAAUUGCGAUAUCCUCGUUCGAUAAUUAUCUACGACAUCUGCGUCGAAUUCACGGUGAUCUCGGGCAUGAAACCGCAUCCUCACUUAUGCAACAGAAAAAGGAAGGCUUCAAGGGCUACAAAACAGUAUGAAUGCUCCAUGUGUGAUUACAGAGGCCCGACAAAACAAGCGAUCAGGAUGCAUACUUUGAGGUAUCAUCGACAGCGUUCUUGCACUGAGGAUGGAGGUUCUGCCAGUCGUAAUGUUUUGAUGUGUCCGCAAUGUUCCACUUAUACUUCCGGUACUAAAGCCUUAAUUGAGCACGCACGUGCGGAGCACGGAUUCCAAGGCGUGGUUGCAACUACGCGAUUCUCGGAUUGGGAUGAAUUCAUGGCUUGGAAAGAAAAGCAAGAACGACGCAUUUCAGCUUCGUGGGCAUGUUACAGUACUUGCUCAAAUAAUGGCUUCACGACGAAGUAUUACAAGUGUAAGCGAUCGUUCAAGAGGAAGAAGGUUUUGAAUCCGAAAAGAAAACGUGCUAGUACGCCAUAUCAGUCCGCCUGCACAUCCUUUCUGAAGGUUGUUGUAAGUGAGACUACGGGAAAGAUUGGCGUAGAAUAUUGCGAUAUGCAUUUUGGCCACCUCUAUAAUGCUACUGUAUCGCCUGAUAGCGACGAUGAUUCUGAACCUGGAACCACCCAAAUAUUUAUGUGCAACGUCUGUCCCACUGGUGCAUGUCACUGCAUGGAUAAUGUCGAGUCAGGGAUUUCAGGUAAAUAG
This is a messenger RNA of Cooperia oncophora, 783 nucleotides long. The record is from the annotation of a GenBank genome assembly. NCBI's taxonomy places the organism in Eukaryota, Metazoa, Nematoda, Chromadorea, Rhabditida, Trichostrongylidae.